This is a messenger RNA of Phymastichus coffea, 1290 nucleotides long. RefSeq names its product short-chain dehydrogenase/reductase family 16C member 6 (gene Ldsdh1). Lineage: Eukaryota; Metazoa; Arthropoda; Insecta; Hymenoptera; Eulophidae. Gene Ontology annotation, molecular function: oxidoreductase activity, acting on the CH-OH group of donors, NAD or NADP as acceptor. Gene Ontology annotation, cellular component: lipid droplet. Bases 294 to 1223 code for a protein of 309 amino acids. The record is from RefSeq and is a predicted model, not a curated record. The transcript has 8 exons.
GGCGCGCUUACGGGAUAGGGAAAGAGCUAGCUAUCAGUUGAGUUAGUCGACUAGAUUUGAGUACCCGGUUUUGCACCAAACAACACGUGCGCGUGUACCUAAAAGAAGAGGAAAGUGGAAAACCAAGCGCCUACCGAAAGGAAAACUCAACAAAUAAGAUACGUCACAGUCCUCGAGGACAGCUAAAAUAGCCGUAGAGCGGAAUCAAAAGUACAGGACAUCGAGCAGCCAGAAGUAGCCGAGAGAGCCGCAUCCGUCAACCUCAUGCAAUAACACUGCCAUUCAAAACAGUCAUGGUGAAAGCAUAUGAUGGGGCGCUGAUACUCGCAGACCUAUUGGUGUUGCUGCUAAAGGUGGUCUACUAUGCAAUUGAGGGUUUCUAUCGAUUCUUCUUCCCAGUGGACGAGAAGAGCGUGGCCGGUGAGAUCGUAUUGGUUACUGGAGCGGGUCAUGGCAUUGGAAAGGAGUUGGCCUUAAAGUACGCCUCCUUGGGGGCCACGGUCGUCUGUUGGGAUAUCAAUGACGUUAGCAAUGAGGAGACCGUUACCGAGAUCAAGAAAAUGGGUGGCGCUGCCGCUCAUGGAUACAAGUGUGACGUGUCUAACAGAGACGAAGUGAUGCGAGUAGCAGACAAAGUGAAAAAAGAAGUAGGCACUGUAACUAUUCUCCUUAACAAUGCUGGAAUCAUGCCAUGUCGGCCUUUCUUGGAAUAUACUCCCCAGGAGAUUCAGAAAAUGUUCGACAUUAAUGUGAUGGCUCAUUUCUGGAUGCUACAAGCCUUUUUGCCAGAUAUGUUAGCGAAAAAUCACGGACACAUUGUAGCUUUGUCGUCGAUGGCUGGGGUCAUCGGGUUAACCAAUUUGGUGCCUUAUUGCGCAACAAAGUUUGCUGUAAGAGGAAUGAUGGAAGCAAUCAGCGAAGAACUAAGAAUUUCUUCAUCUUGUGGAGGAACGAAUUCUAAUAUAAAGUUUACUACAAUCUAUCCCUAUAUGGUAGACACCGGACUUUGCAAGAAACCAAAGAUUAAGUUUCCGAGCCUCAUGGCUGUGGUUCCGCCGCAGGAGGCAGCAGCACACAUAGUUAUGGCACAGCGAAGAAAUAUACCAGAAAUGUCGAUUCCCAGCCACUGGUUGGGCAUCAACUAUUUGUUAAGAAAUUUUCCGGAUAAAGUGCCACGAUCAGUCAAGGAUUUCUUGGACAGUGGAGUGGCUGCUGACGACUGAACGAUUGAACGUUUCGUAGCAUGCGAAAUAUUUGUUGUCAGUUGACGGAAAAUGCAAAAAACAACAG